AUGGAACUUCGAGAAAGCAUUGCUCAAGAUCAGGAGAGAACUGAAACAUUAAAAAGUCAAAUGGAAGAGCUAGAAAGAAACAUUCAAAAUGUGGAUACUAAAAUCCAUCACACUGAAGCAACAUUAAAGGAUUUGCGGAAAUUACAGGACCAGAUUGCAACCAAGACUGCUGAAAGAAGCACUUUGUUCAAGGAGCAGCAGAAACAGUAUGCAGCUCUCUCAGAGGAGAAUGAAGACACUGAUGAAGAACUGAAGGAAUGGAAAGCCAAAUUUGAAGAAAAGAUUGCACUUCUGGAAUCUAGAAUUAGCAAGUUGGAGAGGGAAAUGAAUGACACAGAGACAAAGGGUUCUUUCCUAAAGCAGACCAUUAAUGAGAGUAUCUGGGAGAUCAGCAAGCUUCAAACCGAGGCUGAAGCUCAUAUUUCCAUGAAGAAUGAAAGAGAUCUAACAAUUCAAAAGCUUUUCGAGAGGCACAAUUUAGGGUCUUUUCCAAACUGUCCCUUCAGUAAUGAAGUUGUUUUGAACCUUACAAAUCGCCUGAAGUCAAGAUUGAUGGAUCUCGACAAAGACUUGCAAGAUAAAAAGAUUGCAGAGGUUGAUUCUGGUCUGGAGCUAACAGACGGAUCAGAGAGAAGUAGAGGUGGCAAGGGCUGGAAGAGAAUAAUCCCCAGAGAGAGCGAGAGCAGAAUGUACGGAGCGAGUCAGCUGACAGCUACGGCUAGGAAGCAUGCGAGUGAAAGGGCAAGAUGA
Molecule: messenger RNA, 750 nt
Organism: Ilex paraguariensis (yerba mate)
Lineage: Eukaryota; Viridiplantae; Streptophyta; Magnoliopsida; Aquifoliales; Aquifoliaceae
Source: the annotation of a GenBank genome assembly